Messenger RNA from Necator americanus (New World hookworm), 738 nucleotides. RefSeq lists its product as uncharacterized. Gene Ontology annotation, molecular function: oxidoreductase activity. Bases 1 to 738 code for a protein of 245 amino acids. The transcript has 6 exons. The record is from RefSeq and is a predicted model, not a curated record. NCBI's taxonomy places the organism in Eukaryota, Metazoa, Nematoda, Chromadorea, Rhabditida, Ancylostomatidae.
AUGCAAAAGCCUUCUAAAGUAUUCGGCAGUCGUCUUUACCUUUAUUUCGAACUAAUGAUGUCGAUCAAUCAACUGUGCGGGAUCGCUUUCGUGAUUCUCAGUGGCUACCUGUUUAACACAAUGGGAUGUGGAAUAAAAUGGCCUUCAAAAGGUAACUACGGUGGUGUGAAUUUUCAUGGAAUCUUUAUGGCUUCAGGAUUGGUAUUUUUUCAAGGCGAAGCACUACUCGCGUAUCGAUUUUAUCGAUACGAUACGAAAGCGCUCUCAAAAUUUGUACACGUUGCAUUUCAUUUACUGGCGAUAGCUUUUUUCUCAACGGGACUCUCAGCAAUGAUUAUUCACAAAAAUAAAUCGGAUAUCGACCACUUCAAAUCAGUUCACAGCUGGAUUGGAAUUGGAGUGAUGUUCGUUUACGUUGUUCAAUUCACUUUCGGACUGGUGAAUUUCUUGCUGCCCGAGUUAUUUGAGAACACCAAGAAAAUGUUUUUGCCCGUACAUCGCAUGGUGGGCUGUGUACUGUUUGCGACCAGUGUCGUACAAGCAACUAUUGGAUUUAUACAGUACAAUGGAUCGUAUGGAAAAUGUCCACAAGACCGUGAAUCUCCUCUGGUAUGUGGAAAAUUCAAUUUCAUCCUCAAUUUUGCGAUCAUCUCGCUGAUCCUUUUUGGAGUUACCGUACUACUACUAGUGAUACCACCAGUAUGGCAACGGAAGAAAACCCCGGAGGAGACAGAGUAA